Molecule: messenger RNA, 5982 nt
Organism: Mya arenaria
Lineage: Eukaryota; Metazoa; Mollusca; Bivalvia; Myida; Myidae
Product: zinc finger protein 91-like
Exons: 4
Coding region: 370-3456 (1028 amino acids)
Biological process (GO): regulation of transcription by RNA polymerase II
Cellular component (GO): nucleus
Molecular function (GO): DNA-binding transcription factor activity, RNA polymerase II-specific; RNA polymerase II transcription regulatory region sequence-specific DNA binding
Source: RefSeq, a predicted model, not a curated record
CUUAUCCGGAAAUGAAGUUAACCGAAAGUUGGGCUACAAUGAAAAUUGGUUAAAUAUUGAUGGCUGUCGCAUAAGAAAAUGAAUAAUGUUGCGAUGACCAACAUUAACUCAAGGAGCUACAACGUUCAGCUCCGUGAAUUCAUUACUUCCGAGAUAAAUCGCCUGAUUCUGAGAUUACAUGAUGAAGCAGACGUCGACAGUUUCGUUGUCCUUGGUCAUGCUGGGGAGAACAUGCCAUGUAUUAUUGGGUCCCAGCGUGGAAUGGACUACAUGGAAGACUUCUGAGGCGUGGCUCGGGGAUUUCUGCAAUAUCUAGAAAAGGAACAAGAGAGGAAAACUCCAGGGUGUGGAAAACUUACCCCUGAUUCAAUGGACAGUCAUCACGGCUUCAUCGUGCAAAACCCUAGCCCAUUUCAACCUAAACCAGGUCUUCUUGACUCUGGAUAUAAACAUAAAUUUCCCAUGUUGCAUCCAUACAGCCAACCUGACAACAGAAUGAGUCCUCAAGAUUCCAGAGAUAGCCAGUCAGAUUCACUGAUGUGUCAACUAGAUUCUAGGAAUAGCCAAUCUGAAAGGAGGAUUGAUCCACAUGAUUCUAGGGAUAGCCAAUCAGUUCCUAGAAUGCGCCAGAUUGAUGGUAGAAACGAUUUGCCUGACUCAAAGACUAAUCCAUAUCGUUCUGAAGAAAGUCAGGUUGACUUUCAGGCCAAAAGUCCAAAUGAUAACUUUCAGCGUAACAGUGUUGAUAAAAGCCAACAUGAGGAAAGGGAUGUAGAAGUUCGUACCAAUUUGUUUGAAAGUUUUAAAUCAGAUAGUUUUGAUCCUGGUUCCAGAGAAAGAGGUGAUGAUAUUAGAAGACAGUCUGAUGACAAUGACAAGAAAUCACAGAAUUCAAUUAGUGUAAAAGAACAACAAUCAGACUCUAGAAGAAAACAGAAAUGGAACUAUGAGAAAAUGCCAGAUUUUGGUAAGGAAGAAAAGUCUGAAGCCGGAAAGUCUAGUGUGAAUAAAUCCAAUGUAGUAAAAGGUGUGGGUAAUCUAACUCUGGUGAAAGAAAAGGGGAAGAAAAGUGUAAGUUCAGACAAUGGUUUGGUUACUGACAAUAUAAAAGUAGAAAAACAUAAAGUUGAUGUAAUGGCAGUGAAUGAUGUUGAUACUAAUGAUAUGGAUGAAACUGAAAUAGUUGAUCUUGGCCAUAAAGCUGAAACUGUGGCCUUGGAAACCAAUCAAAGAAGAGUUGGGUUAGAACAUUUAGAGGAAGGAAAUAGAGAGCUUAAAAAACACUGUGGUGGAAAUAUAAAAUUUACCCCAGACAAUUUUAAUAUGUCUAAAGUCACACUUAUCAGUGAGCAAAAGUUUCUAUACCAAGGAAGAGCUUAUAGACUGCCCUACCCUACACAAGCAGAACUGACUUGUCAGGUAUGUGACAAGGUUGUGAGGAAUAUAAAAGAACUUAUGGAACAUGCUUUUUCUCAUACAAAGCUGUUUCAAUGUUGGCGAUGUGAAGACACCUACAAGAGUUAUACAGAGAGGGAUGUAUUUCGCUCACAUCUCAAAUCAUGUUCUGCAAUACCCCAGGGAUUUAAAGAAAAAAUUAUAAGAUCACUAUCUCAUAGACCCAUUGCCUCAAGCAAGGUGAUGCCACAGCAUGUGAUAGAAGAUGGAGUAGGUGCUGCUUUGAAAAAGAACACAAGGCAAUCUGGAAAUAGUGCCAACAAUGAGAUAAAAGCAAAUACAGAAUCAUAUGGGCAAGGAACAGUUGGUAGGAGUGGAAACGAUGAACUAGAGCCAACAAAACUGUCUCAUAUUCCAGUGUGGUUGCCGAAAGAAAAUUUAUUUUCAUGUAGAAAAUGUUGCAAGAAGUUUAAGUUACGCAUACAUCUGAAGAAACACUUCUGUGAUGAAAAUAGAAAUGUUGGGAUAAAUAGUAGCAAAACAAUUGAUGCACCAUGUAGUAGCAGAAGAAUGAAUGUGCAAAAUAGUAGCGAUAAAAUAGAUGUGUCACAUAGUGGCAAUGUAGAAGAUGCAAAAGUGAUUUUGGGUGAAUCUUUGAAAAGAAAGUCAGACCCAUGUAAAGAAGUUAUGGAAGCUGGUAUUGCAGAAAAGAGAACAAAGUUGGAUAAGGAUGAAGAUGAGGUGUCCGGAACCAACAAGAAAUAUCCAUACAAAGAGCUUAAAGAAAUGGCUAUCGGUAAAACAACAUGCCCUAUUUGUUUCAGAAUUUGUAAAAAUAGAUGCACUCUUUUACUUCAUAUUGUUUCACACACUGACGAAGAACCAUUUCAAUGUAGCCUUUGUGAGUUUAGGUCCAAAGUUGUAUUAACAGUUCACAAGCAUCAAGCAGGAAAGCAUGAUGGUCAGGGAUAUGUGAAAGAACUAGGAAACCAAGCAAGAGAAAGACUUUCAGAUGGGAAAAAGAAAGUUUCUGGACAAUACUCUUAUAAGGAGUUACUUGCAUUAGUUGAACAUACUGAAAAUGUAUGCCCUGUUUGCACUUAUACGAGUCCUCAAAAAUCUAACAUGCAAAGACACAUAGUUGUCCAUACAAAUGAGAGGCCAUUCAAAUGUCGGAAGUGCAGUAAAGGUUACCCGUUUCGUGAAAACUUGCGUCGCCAUUUCCGAAUCUGCUCUAUUGGAACAAAAGUUGCUAUGAAGUCAGGUUUCGGAAGAUACAAGCCUUCGGGUACAGACAACAAAACGGGAAUUAAAAGUAAGAAGAGCAACAUUAGCAAAGAAGACAAAGAGCGAAAUAAUAGAAGUAGAAGAUAUCAUAGCAAGAAUAGACCAAGUGAGCUUGACGCCUAUUUUGAUGUUAAGGAUGGAGUAUAUUAUUGUACAAAAUGUAAAAAGGCCUUCAGGCAUAGACGUUACGUUGUUGAUCAUUACAAUAAAGUGCAUUUAAAAGAAGCAAAACUCAUGUGCAAGACGUGUAAACGUAGGUUCUUCAGUACAGAAGAUUUUGAUAAACAUUAUCAGGAAAUGUUGAAAGAGCAUCAAACAAUGCAUGUGGUGAUGAAGUUGGUGCCUAAAGUCAAAGACUUGAAGACUAAAUCAAGCCCUGAUGUACAAAAAACAAAGAUAACAAGUGAAAUCACUGAUAACAAGAGCCAAAGGAUAGAAAAGGCUGGUCAGGCAGCAUCAAGGUUACAUAUAGCUGAAUUAAAGACCAAUGAAAGUAAGAGUGAUGACCAAGAUAUGUCAGCUGAUGGCUAUUUGAAAACAAGAGAGGAGGUAAAAGUUGAAGUUGAGCAGGCCAUAACCAUAAGCAAAGAGGAAAGGAUAGCAUUUAUUAGGUGUAAUAUUUGUGCCAAAAAGUUCUCAGGGAAGCGCAUGCUUGAGAUACAUUUGGUGGAGGAACAUUCUAACAUGAACACCCAUUCGUGUCCAAUAUGUGGAAAGAAAUUCAGCUUCAUUGAUUGUCUAGAAAAUCACUCACGGUACAACCAUUUUACCUGAAGACCAUUAAUUCACCGAAGAGGAAUUAAUGGCUUGAAAAUGAUAGCCAUUGUAACCUAAUACUUCUGUUGUCAUCAGAAAAUAAACUAGUGUGUUUUGAUAGUUGUUGACAGGUAGUGAUCACAUAUAUUCAAUAUCAUUUUGUAUGUAUUGUCUUUUCACUGAAUAACAUUAUGGGGCAUCUGACCAUUAUUUGCAUAGUAGAAGGAUCCAACAUACAGAUAUUUCAAUUUUGACAGUCUGGUGACCCCAUAUCAUUUUGAUAUAAUUUCGAGGUGUUUUGUGAGCAGAAAAAGAUGUAUUAAAUAUAUGACAAACAACCUUUUUUGCCUUGAAAAAAUGGAAAGUUUAAAUUACAGUCAUUUUGCAUCAGAUUUCAGUUGAAAUAUAGAGCAAAUAUACAAACUACAAUUACUUAAAUCGGACUAAUUCUAAACAGUUGUAAAUGGCAAAUAUACAUGAAUUUCAGUGAUGCUUAUUACAAUGUGCUGUGGUUGGUUGUCCAGUCAUGAAUUAUAACUCUGUUAAUUUCUUGGGGGAAGGUAGUAUGCGGUUGUUUCCCUUUCUUAAGGAAAAAUACAGAAAUUUAAUUAAUACAAGCCUGCAAGCCAUGCGCUGGUAAAAUGUCUUCCGGGCUUGCUAAACAAUUUAAUUUUAUAUAUAAACAGGUCUUGUUAAAAAAAUUGAUGCCAAGCAAUAGUAUAAGAAUUUCAUCUUGUUCAUCCAAGUCUAAUUUCCAUGACUAAUGAGCUGUAUGUUGAUGUGCAUCUCUGCUGAUGUAAGGCAAUCAACACAAAAAAUAGUUGAAUGAUCUCUUUUGGAAGCCCAGUUAUUGAAAUAAAGAUUUUUCAUGGAACAAGCCCAAAGACUAUAUGUCCAUAUCAAAUACUAUAUUUUCAUAUAAUAAAAAUGAAAUAGUAACGUUCAAGCCCGGAUAUAUGAACAUACAAUAAAACCAGAAUUUUUGUACAAGCCCGGGCUCCUUGCUUAUGCUAAUUUUGAUCACUGUAAGACAUACUUCAUGUUGCUUUCCUUAUCUUGUACAUACAUGUAGUCUAUUUUAAUUUGAUCUGUCAAAGUUCAAAGUGAUAUCCUGUGUACCAAACUUUACAGGUAAUAAUUCACUCGGAUUCACAGCUAGGGGGGGAAAUAUGAUAUGUUUAAUGGACAGGGAAAAAACUGGCAACAAUCUAUUUCAAGUCCAUUUAUUUGUUUUACACUACACAGGCAACACUUUGAAUCCCAUCCAGGGGUGAAUUACUGCAUAAUAUCAAUUGUAACAUUAGGUAGGUUUUGUUAGUUAUGUCUCUAAAGGUUGUUGUUGUUGUUGUUGUUGUUGUUGUUGUAUAUAUCAUACUUGAUCAAGGAAUAGUGAAUGUUGCUUGUAAGCUGAUGUAGAAAAAAAAUACUGAUGGCGAAAGUUAAUGGGCCUUAAGAAAGUUUUAUUCUGUACAUAGUACAAUCACUGGCGUAAUCCCAAAUAAGCCCUAGCUAAGCACUUGUAAAUGGUUGAAAUUGUAAAUGGUGUAUUUUGCAUAUUAUCUUUGGAAGUUAUUUUCUUUACCUAGCUAAAAGAAAAAAGUAUAACCUAAUACUAGUAAAACAAUGGGGCUGCCCUUUGUUUAUUUUACAUUUGAAAUUGGUUUCUUCUCAACUCCCCUUACGUUUUUCAUGCAAUUUCUACCAAACUUUUACAGAUUGAUGACUAUAUAGUGACGCAGCACAUAUUGCUGGGCUUUUGCGAUUCGACCAUGUUUGAAAGAGUUAUAGCCCUUUUUUUCUUAUUUUACAUUUAAAAUUGGUUUCUUCGCAACUCCGCUUACGUUUUUCAUGCGAUUUUUACCAAACUUUCACAGAUUGAUGACUAUAAUACAGUGACGCAGCGCAUAUUGUCGGGAUUUCGCGAUUUGACCAUUUUUUGAAAGAGUUAUUGCCCUUUUUUUACAUUUAAAAUUGGUUUCUUUGCAACUCCUCUUACGUUUUUCAUGCAAUUUCUACAAAACUUUCACAGAUUGAUGACUACAUAGUGACGCAGCGCAUAUUGUCGGGAUUUCGCAAUUCGACCAUUUUUGAAAGAGUUAUUGCCCUUUCUUUAUUUUACGUUUAAAAUUGGUUUCUUUGCAACUCCUCUUACGUUUAUGACUAUAUAGUGACGCAGCGCAUAUUGUCAGGCUUUUGCAACUUGACCUUUUUUGAAAGAGUUAUUGCCCUUUCUUAAUUUUAUGCAUUUCUUAUGUUCCUGAGAAACUACCCUUACCAUUGAUUGGCUUUCGUUACAAAAAAUGCCCCCAUGAGGUGGGGGAUAUAGCUGUCUGUGACGGCUUUGUGUUGUUAAUUGUAAUCACUAGUGAUUUUAUUAUUAUGUAAUGUUUGUUUUAUAUAUUUUGACUUGUUCUGGACGAAUUUGGAAAAGUUUCUUAAUCAUUUUUAAUUUUUAAUAGAUACUUACAUUUGAAGGUAAAUGGCGCACUGUAAUUUUUAGCAUGUGUAUAUCAUUGUAUUUUUGUGGAUGUUUAAAUUAAUAUA